Messenger RNA from Aspergillus puulaauensis, 345 nucleotides. RefSeq lists its product as uncharacterized. The record is from RefSeq and is a predicted model, not a curated record. Lineage: Eukaryota; Fungi; Ascomycota; Eurotiomycetes; Eurotiales; Aspergillaceae. The transcript has a single exon. Bases 1 to 345 code for a protein of 114 amino acids.
AUGAUUCCCUCUCCUGUACUUUAUCAUCAACCAUUACCAGAUCCUUCUACAAGCAUGUGUCCUACCUAUAUGGAAGCGGUGCGAUGGUUGCUUUAUUUGAUUUCACUGUCCAUAUUACUCACAAUUAAGGGACCUCCCGCAUCUUUUUUCAAGACUCAAUUGCUGCUAUGCAGAUGUGAAGCAGGUGCUGUUGAAUGCGAGAUUGCUUUGAAUCGGCGUUUCGGGUUGGGAUUUGUCAAUGCAUCCAAGGAGGUCUUUUUCUUGGAUAAUACUAGUAUUUACCCACCGAGCUUGUUAUGUAUGAAGCAAGCCAAGUCAUUCUAUCUAUCUACUUCAUCUAGGUAG